UCGACGUGCCCGCGCAGUGUCUCCAGGUCUGAGCGCAGCGGCCGGACGCGGAUCUCGAGGACUGACUGUGGACGUGCCGUGGAUCUCCGGGACUUGUGAGUGUCAUCCGUCAUGGGGGACGUCGUUUCCAGUCACCUGGAUGAAUCCAAGCGGGAGCUGAUCACAGCUCGGACCGGAGCGGUCAUGGCGGAGUUUGGCCGCCUGUACGAGCAGCAGUAUGGCGUGGCUCUCUUCAACAGUGUUCGCUUCGACCUCGAAGGAGGAGGCGGGCCGCAGUCCCAGCUGCUGCAGCGUAAGAUUCCCCUGGAGAACAAGUCCAUCUUCUCUGGAACCAUCUUUCAGUACGUCGAGGAGAACAAGAAGUGGAGGAACCGCUUCCUGUUUGUCCCGGACUCUUACAACAUCAGCUGCUAUGAAAACAAAGCUGCCUUUGACAAGCAUCUGCCCCCCAAAGGAAGCAUCAACUGCGCUGGCUCCAAAGUGCUGACCUCUGUGGAGCAGUACCUGGACCUGAUGAGUGACAGCCUGCCAGAUGUGAAAGCCAAAGCGGGAAAUUCUCCGUUUCUGAAGUGUCCCAGCCAGUUCCCUGUGAUCGUGUGGCAUCCGUACACUCGGCACCAUUACUUCUGCGCCGGCAGCGAGAAGGAGCAGCAGAAGUGGCAGGCUGUCCUGCAGGACUGUGUCCGGCAUUCCAACGACGGUUUGUGUGAGGAGAAUAGGGUCCAAACUCCAGCCUUCACUGAUGCAGUGCGACUCUACCGACAGGCACAAGGGAACUACGGCACGUGGGACAUGAUGUGUGGACUCCCGUCGCAGAUCCUGUCCAACCUGGUGAUGGAGAGCCUCCACCCCGAGCUGAGGGAGCUCAUUUCCCCCCGCCUCAAAGGAAAGCUGCAUGACCGACAGAGAAGCUGGAUGCUGAUCAGCGACGCCGUCUACAGCCAGGUGCAGGAGCAGUGCCGCGCCCACCAUGAGGCACUGCUGCAAAAAUGUGAGGACAGCCGCUCCUCCCUGGAGGCAUCCAUAAGGAAAGACAUGGACCAGAUCAUUGCAUCCAAGGAGCACAUCACCAGCAAGGUCAAAGGGGCGGUUCUCUCAAAGGCGGAGAAGCUGUUGAAGGUGAGCAUCCAGCCGUACAUCAGCUCCAUCCUCGACGCCCUGAUGGAACCCACCAGCCGAGGUUUUUUUGAGGUGCGGGACGUUUUCUUUGGGGAGCUGACAGAGAUGAGCAAAAACACUGUGAACAAGGGGACCAAGGAGACGGUAGCCCAGCACAUGGAGAAGAUCUCCAUGCUGCCUUACCAUCCCGUGAAGAUGCAGAGCUGCUAUGAGAAGGUGGAGCAGCUCAGUCUGGAGGGUCUGCAGCAGAGAUUCGACGUCUCCAGCCCAUCCGUCUUUGUCCAGCGGGCCCAGAUCCUUAUGAGACAGCAAAUGGACAAUGCUGUGUUCACAUUUGAGCACAUCCUUCACCAGAGCCUGGAGUCCCAGGGACCAGAGGAUCUCUGUAAGACCAUCCAGCGCUGCCAGGACAGAGUUCUGAAGAAAUUUGACUAUGACAGCAGCACGGUGAGGAAGCGGUUCUUCCGUGAAGCUCUGCUCCAGAUCUUCAUCCCCUACAUGCUCAAACAGCUCAGCCCCACUUGUGCCUCAGAGCUUCCCGGCUUCCAGGACCUGAUCUUUGAGGACUUCUGCCGCUUUAUCUUGGUUGAGAACAUCUUUGAGGAGGUGGUUCUGCAUUCUGUGAUGAAAGACAUCAUGAUAGCUGUGAAGGAAGCAGCAGUCCAGAGGAAGCACAACCUGUUCAGAGACAGCAUGGUCCUGAGCAACAGCGACCCCAACCUGCACCUCCUGGUGGAAAAGCCAUCCAUUGACUGGGCCAGAAAAUACGGAGGAGCCCAGGACAGCACAGAUGGACCAGGGGGGGACACUGAGAAUGAGGGGGAGGAUGCCGAGUCCAAAAGGAGUUGGAGGAUGAAGCAGGUGGUGUCCAUGAUCCAGGUGGAAGGCUCUUCGUUGCUGCCUGGUCAGUCGUCCGUGGAGGUGCCCGAUUCUGACGUCAGCCAGGAAGAGACGGAUGGAAACGUGAAUAAAAGCUCAGACGACAACCAAAAUGGACCCACAAAGUCAGAGAUCCCUCCAGACAUGGCCAACGGUGCUGAUCUGAAGCAGGAAGCCAAACCGGACGACCGGGGUGAAGACGAUGAAGCAGCACUUUCUGCAGCCGUGGGUGUAGGAGGCAAAGCAAAGGACAGCCAGCCUGAGGUGGAGGAGCAGUCAGCCUCCAGCAAGGAGCUAAAGAAAGCACUACCCCUGUCCCCAAUUGCUGAAGAAUUGCCGCCUGGAGCUCAAGAGGUGACUCCAGAGUAUCCAUCUGACAUGUCAAAUGGUUCAGACCUGAAUCAGGGAGUCAAGCCAGGGGAGCAAGGUGAAGGUGAAGAGGAGGAAGAAGCAGUUACUGCAAUCACAGACGAGGGAGUCGAGGCAAAGGACAGCAAGCCUGGGGUCGAAGAACCUCCAGCACCCGGCCAAAAAGGAGUGGAAUCCAAACCGCAGUCCCCUCGCUCAGAGGAGACGCCAUCUGGAACUUUAGAAACAACCCUAGAGGGCGCUUCAGACGUCACAAAGGGCUCUGACAUGAAACAGGAAGUCAAACUUCAGGAGCCAGGUAAAACGGAUAAAGCAGAAACUGUGGGGAGCGUGAGUGAGGGAAGCAUCCCAAAAAAGGACAAGCCUGAGGCAGAAGAGCCUCCGUCUUCCCCGGUGGGGGAAUCUGUCCCUCUCUCCCCUGCCAAGGAGGAAAUGCCUUCUUCAAAAAAGACUCCAGAGAGCACUCCGGUCUUGGUAAAUGGUUCUAUAAUCGUGCAGGAAGCCAAACCUGAAGCUGCAGCAGCUGUUGCUGUGAUCAUGGACGAGGAUCUCAAAGCAAAGGACAGCAAGUCUGAGGUGCAGGGACCUCCAGAGUCCAGCAAAAACGGGGUGGAAUCCAAACCACUGUCCCCUGCUGCUGCAGUUAUGCCCUCUGGAGAGUUAGAUGUCACUCCAAAGAGCACUCCAGACAAUGCAAAUGGGUCUGACUCUAAACAGGAAGUUAAGCUGGGGGGGUCAGGUAAGGAGGAUAACCCAAAAGAGGAUGGAGCAGCUCUCACAGCGCCUGCAACCACGUGUGAAGACAUCAAGGACACCAAGCCUGAGGUAGAGGAACCUCCGUCUUCCCCGGUGGUGGCAUCUGUCCCUCUCUCACCUGCUGACAAGGAAAUGUCCUCUCCACAAAAGACUCCAGACAGCGCUCCAGCCUUGGGAAUUGGUUCUGAAAUCAUGCAGGAAGCCAAACCUGAGAAGCGGGCCCUAGAGGAGGAGGAGGCUGCUGCUGAAGAUCGCACAGCAAUUGACACCAAGCCGGGGGCGCAGGAACCCCCAGCCUCCAACAAAGGGGUGGAAUCCAAACGGCUGUGCCCUGCUGCAGAGGCAAUGCCGUCUCCAGCUCCAGAAACCCGCCCGGAGACCCCCGCCGACUCCAAGCCGGACUCCAGUCUACCUCCCCUGAACAGUUGCACCCAGGUUCCUGCCAGCAAAGCAGUGGAUGAGGAGGGGGCCACAGUUUCCUGUGCAUCACAUUCACAGCUAAGAGAAGAACAGCCGCUUGCAGGGGAGACGGGUGGAGCUGCAGAGCACAAAAGCAGCACCAACACCGAGACCGGAGAGCAGUAACGGCAAGCAUCCUCCAUGUGUGUCAGCAUUAUGCCAAACAAACUCUUUUCUACUUUCCACUGCAGUUUGACCCCCCCACAAGGGUUUAAAGGUCUCACCCCACUGCACAGGCGGAGGACGACUAGUUUGAAGUCCUGUCCACCCAACAGAAGCAUGAGCACAGGGGGGUGGACCGCAAAGGUGUGCUCCAGCCUUCAAACGAGUUGCUUUAAAGAGUAUUAGUCCUACCUGGACAACAGAAAAUGUCGUCUAGAAUGAAAAGUACAAGUUUACCUAACGUGGCGGCUAAUGCGGCCCCCCACCAAUGACACUAUUUUAAAGGUUUGUUUGUCCCCACAAGACUGUAUAGUUUGUAAAACUUGUAUGAAAAGGUGAAGUGCCAAGUCGUCAUUUUACAUUAUUUGUGUGUUUUAUAACAUCAAAAGUCCCUUUGCUGAUUUCUCCAUCUGUAUUAUUUAUUAUUUUUGCCCCCAUUUCCUUGCUGACAUUUAUUUUAGUUUUUUUUCUUUGUUCUCCAAAUGUCUUUUCUUGAUAAUAAAUCAGUCACUCAUUAAAUCGGA
Molecule: messenger RNA, 4268 nt
Organism: Oryzias latipes (Japanese medaka)
Lineage: Eukaryota; Metazoa; Chordata; Actinopteri; Beloniformes; Adrianichthyidae
Product: protein Niban 2
Source: RefSeq, a predicted model, not a curated record